AUGGUGAUGGACCCCAAGGCCUACAAUCGGUUGCAGAGGAUGUGGGGCCUGCCCCGCACCAAACUGCGUCGCCAGAUCGCUGCUGCCCGCGGCGAUCAGGAGAACACGGCCACUAGGAAGAGCACCAAGCGAGUCCGGCCGCCGCCCGACAAGGGCAAGGAGCGACUCUCGUCCCUGGCCGACGUCGCCGCCGCCGCAGAGGAGCCACACGCCGAACACGCGCCUCAUGUCGAUAGCACGGACGGCGUGGGCGACGACGACGACAACUACGAUGAGACGACGGGCGGCUGGUGGCAGCUGACGGACGCCGAGCGGGACAUGCUGCCGAUGGCGUUCCCGGAAGCCGAGAUGGAUCAGAUAUGGGACUGGACGCGCACAAACGUUGAGUUCGUGCGCGAUGCAGCCGCCUGGAGCGCAAUGGUGAGGAAGUAUGCGAAGGACAAGUCUAUUCCAAACCUUAACAUCAAUUUGAACUGGGCGCGCUACAACGUGAAGAAGGACGAGAAGAGUAUCCUGCCCAGGAGCUUUGUGUCAAAGAGCAAGCUCAUGACCGAGCUGACGCACCUGGUCCACUUGACGAUCAAUCCCUGCGAGUGUCAGUUCUCCGCCACAGCUUUCCAGAAUCUUACUCGAUUCACCAAUCUCAGGUCGCUUGGAGUGGAUGGCCUGGAUUGUGUGAGUGAUGAAGUCCUCGAGCCAUUUACGGCACUGCAAAACCUGGUUCACUUGGGUCUCCAGAAUUUCUCUUCAGGCCUCAAGAGCCUCGACCUGGGCCAAGGUCAGAUCAUUACACAGGACAACCUACCCACCCUCUUCCGCAUCUUCCCCGGGCUCGUAGGGCUGACCCUUGACAGUUCUCCGAGAGUAACGGAUGAGCUUGCCAUGCGCCUCCCCUAUGCCAGGGGCUCGUCUUCGUCAUCUUCAUUUUCUUCAUCGGCAGCCCCGAGCUACUGCCCGCUCAUUUCCCUCAGCCUCCAGGGCUGUGGUGAGCUGAGCCAGUUUGGUGUCAACACCAUCUGCCCAGAGUACUUCCCCUUCCUUACCGCACUCUCGGUGGGCCACUGUGCUUCACUCCCCGCCGAGUUGGCUCUGCUGACCAGACUCUCCCGCCUGGACAUCAGCGGAAUCAUCAAUCUACCGUCGGACAUCAGUCACAUUCUUGCCCGCCUCGAGGGGCUCACCUACUUGGGCGUGGCCAAUACGGGCAUGCUCUUUGAUGACUUGUGCACAGUGGGCAACACCCUGCGCAGGCUGACCGAGUUUGAUGUGACCUCUUGCCAUGCUGUCAAGGGACACGAGGGAUUGCUCCAGCUGCGCCUCCCUCCCGGCUGUAAGCUCAUCUUCUGA
Molecule: messenger RNA, 1347 nt
Organism: Acanthamoeba castellanii str. Neff
Lineage: Eukaryota; Discosea; Longamoebia; Acanthamoebidae
Exons: 8
Coding region: 1-1347 (448 amino acids)
Source: RefSeq, a predicted model, not a curated record